AUCUGCUCAUAUGUUUUACCAAAGAUAUAUUUGAGGGAUACGUCUGAAUUUUAUAUAUGCUUGAUAUGCUUGCACUAAAAGCAGCAACUAAAAUGUUGGGGAAAUUCUUUUAUGUCUGGUCCUGUAGUCACUACCACCCUGACAGUGAGACAAGCUCCAGUUGUUUAAAAGAGAAGCAUAGACAUGUAGAAAUGUUUAAAUGUGGGCUUUUUUUAUAUUAAGGACUGGAGCAAAUGUUCAGCUUACUAAUGCAGUAAAACAGCAUUGUUUAAAGUCCUCAGAUCAGAUUAUUAAGAUUAUUAAGUUCAGGUUUUAGGUUAAGUAGGAGUUGUCAUGUCCUGUCAAUUAUACGAUAAAAUCUUUUCUUCUUUUUUGUAAUCUAUCAAAAUCACCUUGUGAUUAUUGAUGACACCACCGUGCACCAGUUGGUGGGGAACAAUAAUAUUAACCAAUAAUGUCAUGUUUCACAUCCCCACCUGUCAUCAAAAGUAAACUCAGCUAGACAGAGCAAGAGAAUGAAACAAGGGAGAAAACCGUUACAGUUCAUACUGAUUUUCAAUAGAGUUGCUAACACUGAUAUACUGUUAUGGACAAUACACACAAAAUUCAGACUUCAGUGCAGUCACUAUGAAAGCUCUAUAUUUGCUACAGGAAUAGAGAAGAUGUUGGCUUUCUGUCCUGAACGGCAUUGAUUACAUAUUUGUUGUCCUUUGGGCCUCCAGCGUUUCUCCUCUGUAUGUUGAUAUUUUUAGGUGUUUUCUCUGCUAAGUGAUCAAUAGCAUUCUAAGUUAAUAAUUCAGGAGGAAUUUUCAUUGGUCAAUAUUGAUCAGUUGUUUCAUUGAUCAUUAUUGAUCUGUUGUUUUUGGUGUAUGUUGUCGAUUAUUGUGAGCUGUGUUGUUGAGAGGGUGAACUGGGCUGUGGUUUGAGGGUGAUGUUUAGCUUUGAGGAGCCUGAGGGGGAGUGUUUUUGGGUGGUGUGGUGGUAUGACCCUCUUGGCCUCCCGCUUUUCCUGCCUCUCUGUUUCUCUCUCCUUACUCUAGCUCUUUCUCCUUCUUCUCUCUCUUUCUUUCCACCCUGUCCUUUCUAGUGUGUCUCUCAUUGUUUUUCUCCAUCCCUUUCUUACCCUGACAUUCUCCUUUUUCUUUCAUGUCUUUCUCUUUUCUUUCUUGCUCUGCCUUUCUGUGUUCUUUCUCACUCCUUCCAUCUUUCUCAUGUAUUCUCUCUCUCUCGCUUUCCCUUUCCCUACCCCACUCUCACUUCCUUCUCCCUUUCAGACUCUUUUCGUUCACCAUUUCACUCCUCCUUCCGUUUGUGUAGCAUUAAGUGACGGGGUAAUUAUUCUGUAUGAUUCUGGAUCAGAUGAGACUCUCUGCACCACCACCACUGUGUGAGGAUGAAACCCCUCCCUACUGCCAUGCUCCCUCCCUCCUUCUCUGUCUCUCUCUCUCCCCCUCCCUGCUUCCUCCUCUCCCGCUCUCCUUCGUCAUCCCUCCGUAUGCGCAGGUCCGUUGCCAUUGCUGUGGGCCUGCUGUUAAUGUCGUUCAUCACUGCCACCACUAACCCACAGAGAGGAGGAGGACAGCAUCUCUCCCUUCUUUUCAUUUUCCCUUUUUUUCCCUCUCACUUCCUCGAUCACCCAUAAUGCAGCUCUGCGCAAUUGAAUUUUGACGUGGAUUUUCUGAUGUGAUUUUUAUUUACCCUUCGCUUCCUGAGAGACAGAAAGAGAGAGAGAGAGAGAGAGAGACUCACAGACGAGCGGCCAGCGGAAGAGAGAGAGUGGUCAUGCAGCCCCACGUGACAGAGGUGGCCCGCCUGUACCAGACAGAGUUCAUUCGUAGUGCGCGGGCAGUGGGCGUCCUGUGGGCCGUGUGUACUCUCUGCUUCGCUGUCAUCGAGGUGGUCAUCCUCAUCCAGCCUUCCUGGGUGGGCACACGGGAGCUGCGCUUUCGGGGGGGUGGGGGGACGCCCCCACAGGCUGGUACUCUGGGCCUGUUUGAGGUAUGCGUGGAGUCAGACUGGCCCAUGCCGGAGUGUAAGGGAUCUUUGCACACCCUGACCCCCCUUCCAGCUUUCCAGUCACCAGCCGUGCUGGUCUGCAUGUCUCUGACCAUGGUGUGGGCCAGCGUGGGCUGCCUGUGCCUGUUCCGCUUCUGCAACGCUGCCACUGUAUAUAAAAUCUGCGCCUGGCUGCAGCUGACCGCAGGUUUCUGUCUGGCACUCGCGUGUGUGUUGUUCCCGGACUCGUGGGAGUGUGCGGAAAUGAGAGCACUCUGUGGGGAGAGUGUGGCCAGUUUCUCUCCGGGGAACUGCAACGUCCACUGGGCCUAUGUGCUGGCCAUGCUGGGGGUGCUGGACGCUGCCAUUCUCUCCACACUUGCCUUUGUCCUUGGCAACCGGCAGGAUGCUCUGCUUCCAGACGAUGCCAAGGAUGGUGAGGUGACUGGGCUGUUAUUGGAGGCAUAAGCCACUGAUGGAGCAAAUGCAUCAGAGAAAGAAAGAUGAUGUGAGAAGAGCUUGAUGUCUCCUCUCCCUCAGCAUGACAUCACCCUGACUGCUCGGCUUACAUAAUCACUCUGCAUAGAAACAGUCACCUGGCAACGGUCACCUGGCAACCGUAUCCUCCAGCCUCAGAAUCCUCCAGCUCUAGAGGGAGAGACAUUAUUCCCUCUCUGCAGUGGCCUCUGUCAGUGGAGGCUGAGGGACUGAAGGUCAUUAGAAUGCCUGCCUCACUGGUUCCUCCUUAUGUACCCAUCCAAUGUUAAUGUGUUUUUCUUAGCAGUAAAAUUAACAGAUGUCACGGUAUAUUGAUCCUCUGCACUAUUGUAUGUUAAGACUAGGGCUGUCACAAUUAUGUGAUUGAACUGGAUUACUUGAUUUAAAAAAAUUGCAUUCACAAUAAAACAUCUAUGAUUAGUUGAUUAUUUAUAUGAAGAUAUGCAGGUUACAAAUUCACUUGCUGGUCCCGUAAUAAGAAACAGAGUCUGACUGGCACACUCAUUUAUAUGCACUUUUAAUUUUUCCAAUAAGGUUUUCUGUAAUCUUUGAAACAAUGUGCAUGGUGCAUUUGAAGAGACUUGAUAAAUUAUCAAAAUAAAUGGUAAAUUACUUGAAAAUGAAUAUAAUCGAUAGUGACAGCCCUGAUCAAGACCAUCAGAAGUAUUUUAUUUGUUAAUCCGUUGGCUGUUUAUUAUGUGUAUUUCUGCGUUGUCUUACAGUCAGUUCAGUCAGUGUGGUGCAUGCUACGGUCUCCUAAAUAUAGUACUUACAGUGUUUUACUGAUGAAUGUAGAACAUGAGCAAUACUAACAAUAGAUCAACUUAGUAAUAUAUUUCAUAAAGGCUGUUUUUUGUAAAUAGAGAGGGUCUGAUUAUUUUGUUCAAUGUGGAACUGCCAGAUAAAGGUACUUUUGAGAUAUUCUGAAUCUCGAUCAGAUUUUUAGAAGCUGUAUGUAGCACACAGUGUGAUGACUGAACAAAAAAUGAAAGAAAUGCCAAAUAACCCUGUUGUAACCUUUUUUCUUAGGAGUGUUUAUAUGCGUUUAUAAAGUAACGGUUGGUUUAUUGUGCAGGAAUUAGACAAAAUGAUGCAUUUUUUGCAGUGUAACAUCAGCUAAUGAGCAAAUGCUAGCUUUAAAGUUGGUGCCAUUGUAUUACAAAACGAAACUAAAAGAACUGAGGCCAGAAAAAAUGGUUGUCCACAUACAAUUUAUUUAACUUAAACUGAUUUUACAAUAAAAUCUGUGCAUUUUUUUGAUACAAGAUUUCAUGGCCGCACAGCAAUGGAAACAUAAAGCUAUAAUAUAGUGUGAAAGGCAGUUUUUCUUGCACAAACUCUGCUGUAGAGUAAAUCAGAGAGGGAUUUGAAAGAUGCCUUGUAAAACGCAGUCAGCGUUAAUUGUUUGGUUGGCACAUCGGGCACUAAAGCCAGUGGCAAAAGCAGGGGAGGGGAGAACAACAGCGACUUUUCCAUACAGAGUUUAGUUUUUUAGAAAAAGUAACGGGAGCUCAGAGAAAGAGAGAGCAGAGACCUCACUUGGAUUAUUGUUUUCUUGUUCUGUGCUAAGAUUAAGUUGGCGAGGUGUUAGCUAUAGAUGCUGCGACCGUCCGCACUGAGUCGAGCUCAAGUGUUAUGAAGAAUAUUCUCCACUACAUUAAACGAGGCAAUUUAGUCUAUAUGUCAAAUGAACUGAUCUGUUUGAGUAGCUGAUUUUAGUUCACCUGUUAGCACAACUGAGCCAGAAAAUUGGGUUAGGCUUUCCUAACAAUCAAGACCUGUGAUCAGUGAAAUGGAUUAUGCUAUUUUAUUCCAGCCUGUUUUCAGUCCAGUAGUUUUCAGCUGAAGACCCUUACAUCAAAAGCCUUACAUCAAAAUAUUAGCCAACUACCAAUCUAGCUGAAGUGUUAGUAGGA
Messenger RNA from Pygocentrus nattereri (red-bellied piranha), 4409 nucleotides. It is a transcript of the gene lhfpl4b, whose product is annotated as LHFPL tetraspan subfamily member 4b. Gene Ontology annotation, biological process: sensory perception of sound. The coding region runs from base 1783 to 2463 and encodes 226 amino acids. The transcript is spliced from 5 exons. The record is from RefSeq and is a predicted model, not a curated record. Gene Ontology annotation, cellular component: plasma membrane. NCBI's taxonomy places the organism in Eukaryota, Metazoa, Chordata, Actinopteri, Characiformes, Serrasalmidae.